CGCUUCUUGACAGGCAUGACCGCGACCUUCCAACGCGUCGUCCUCGCCCAGCCCGAGAUCGCAUCCAUGAUCUUUGAGUUUCAGUUUGGUCUCUACGAAGACGUGCGCCCGGCCUUCCGCGCCUGUAAGGAGCUCAUCGCGUAUGGCGUCAAGCGCUACAUGUACGAGAGCGACGUGUCCUUCUUCGCGACGUUUGCGCCGCACGCCGCGUGGCCCCGCACCUCGAAUGUCUUCGGCGCCCCGAGGUAUUGCCUGCACCCGCGUCAGCGCGACGAGCGCUUGCCGCUGCACAUGGCAGUUGCCGGUGGCUGCGUGGAACUGACCAAACGCAUGCUUCGUUGUCGGCCCGACCUCGCCUCGGAAGAUAUGAUCGUCUUGGCCUUCCACAAGGACCGCCUCGACCUUGUCGAGGUCCUGCUCUCUUUGCGAGCGACUGUUCCCGAGCUACAGGCGCGCGGCCUCAUGAAUGAAACGGAUGGGCGCCCAGAGUACAGCUGCUAUUUGACCCGCAUCCUCGCUCGAGACGACUCGAAGCGGCUGAUUUUGGCCGAGCGCUUUGGCUUGCGCCCCGACGAGUACACGGCGUAUAGCCGACGCGAAGCGUUCCUGCAUGCAACGCUCGAGAACGCAACACUCGCGCUCCAACUGUUUCCUUGGCUUUGCUACUCGGGCAUCUUGGACGAUGUCGCGGGCAAAGGGUUCUUGCCGCUCGUGAUCUCACUGCACGAACGCGAGCUCAACUGCUCGACGAAGGCGAUGGACACGGCCGCUGCCAACGGCCAUUUGGAGGUCGUUCGCUUUCUGCAUGAGCACCGACGCGAAGGGUGUACGACGAGGGCCAUGGACGAGGCGGCGACCAAUGGAAACUUGGAGGUUGUCCGGUUUCUGCACGCUAGCCGAACGGAAGGCUGCACGAUCGAGGCGCUUGACGGCGCCGCUCGUAAUGGUUUGCUCGCGAUUGUCCGCUUCCUCAUUGAGCACCGCGCUGAGGGCGCAUCGCCCCACAUUCUCGACGCGGCCGCCGCAAAAGGCCACUAUGGUGUCGUCCAGUACCUCCACAGCCUUGGCUCAUUUGACGCAACCGUCGCUGCUGUCGACGACGCUGCGAGAUUCGGUCAUCGAGAAGUCGUCGAGUUUCUCUUGACCAACCGACGCGAAGGCUGCACCCACGACACGGUCGUCCAGAACGCGCUCGAGAAUGGUCAUCUGCGCACAGCCGCGUACCUCCUCUCGCUCAAGUACCGGUUUCCAACUGGGAGGAUGAACUGGAACGCGGAUAGCUUCCACAAGCCCGAGAUCGUUGGUGUCCUCCAGAUGUACAUGGACCACGGCGGGCCGUGGGACGACAACUGGAUGUCGUUUGCGUGCGAGGCCAGCAACUUGCCGCUCGUUCAGCUCCUUCACAAGAACGCGACGGCUCGGUGCCGCCCCAACGCGCUCAAGACGGCGAUCAACAACAAGGCGUGGGUCGUCGUGUACUUUCUCCUAGCCAACGGCGCGGCCGACGUUACGUUGGAUGUGCUCAGAGCUCUGCUGUGCAUGGAGCGCUUCGACGAUGUGACGCACCUUUUGCAGUUUUCGCCAAAGCAACGUGAAUUCGCCCAACUCUUGCUGUGGGCUGCGCGAACCCACCGCACCGAGGCGACACGACAUCUCCUCGCCCUCGGUAUCGGCGAGCCACGUGGGUGCCUCGUCGAAAUAGCCGGUUGCAAACAACACGUGACGGAGAGCACGCUGGCAUUGCCGUACUGUAUGGAUGCGACGGACCAUCUCGGCAACGUCAUCUACCUUCUGCGUCUCUACAAGGUACCUUGUCGCCGCCGCGCAACGGUGCUACGACUCAUCACACAAGAACUUACGCACCAAGGAAGCAAGGCCAGCCAAACCAUCGAUAUGCCACCUUGCGUCGCGGCGCGCGCGACAGCGUUGUUGGCGCUAGGGGCCGUUGUCGACUGGGCACUGGCCCUUGUCAUUUGUCAUCUUCAUGCAACCCACGCCGCGACGACCACGUCGCAGCUCCGUAAGGAGGCUGCACUAGUCCAGGACCUCGAUCUCAAGAUACAGCUGACGCGCCUCAUCCGUAGCAAGCAAAUAACGUCCUAGCGACGUACUUGGAGUGCAAUCCGGUCGAUUGAUGUCGAGAUAUGGACAUAAUUGUCCAGAAUACGAAAAACUACUUUUAUACGAGCAUA
Molecule: messenger RNA, 2192 nt
Organism: Saprolegnia diclina VS20
Lineage: Eukaryota; Oomycota; Saprolegniomycetes; Saprolegniales; Saprolegniaceae
Exons: 2
Coding region: 16-2103 (695 amino acids)
Molecular function (GO): protein binding
Source: RefSeq, a predicted model, not a curated record